GAGGGCAUUUCCCCUCUCACGCCGCGGCUGAUGCUUUUUGAGCCUGCUGAGCCGCCGUUGCCAGCUUUCUCUUGCCUCCUUUACAGCUUCGUCGGACGCGUUGCUCGCCUCCCGCUGCCAGGUUUCAAGAUGGCGGCUUCCAGCUGGGCUGUGAAGUCUGGGCUUUUCGCUUUUCGCUUGCCAACAAGACUUCGAAUGGGACGAACAUUUUCGCUUUCCAGUUCUGUGCUCCAGAAGACCCCGUGCUUGUUGUGGAAGCUGGGCCGCCUCAACCACGUGGCGAUCGCCGUGCCAGAUCUGGAAAAGGCCGCCUCUUUUUACAAGGAUGUGCUGGGAGCUCAAAUCAGCGAUCCCGUUCCCCUUCCCGACCACGGGGUUUACACAGUCUUUGUGGAGCUGGGAAACACAAAACUCGAACUCUUGCACCCACUGGGAGAGAAAAGCCCAAUUUCUGGAUUCUUGCAAAAAAACAAGGCAGGCGGGAUGCAUCAUAUCUGUAUCGAGGUGGACAAUAUUACAGAUGCUGUGGCGGAACUAAGAGAGAAGAAAAUCCGUAUAUUGAGCGAAGAACCCCAAAUAGGUGCCCACGGGAAACCGGUGGUCUUUCUCCAUCCGAAAGACUGUGAUGGAGUCCUGGUGGAACUUGAGCAAGCCUAAACUGGCUUCCUACAUGUAGGAAGAGUAAAGGAUCCACCACGAUCCAGGUGGGGUGUGGUGGUCCCCAUUUCGGGCAAGGCCUAUUUUGUAUU
Pogona vitticeps (central bearded dragon) is the source of this 749-nucleotide messenger RNA. RefSeq names its product methylmalonyl-CoA epimerase (gene MCEE). The record is from RefSeq and is a predicted model, not a curated record. Gene Ontology annotation, biological process: L-methylmalonyl-CoA metabolic process. Gene Ontology annotation, molecular function: methylmalonyl-CoA epimerase activity. Gene Ontology annotation, cellular component: mitochondrion. NCBI's taxonomy places the organism in Eukaryota, Metazoa, Chordata, Lepidosauria, Squamata, Agamidae.